This is a messenger RNA of Anopheles stephensi (Asian malaria mosquito), 3418 nucleotides long. Its product is annotated as transmembrane protein 181. The record is from RefSeq and is a predicted model, not a curated record. The transcript has 5 exons. Gene Ontology annotation, molecular function: toxic substance binding. The coding region runs from base 949 to 2607 and encodes 552 amino acids. NCBI's taxonomy places the organism in Eukaryota, Metazoa, Arthropoda, Insecta, Diptera, Culicidae.
CGAUGAAAAUAGACUAGAGUACUACAGACUUAAAGAAGCAUAGCAUGACUUGAUUAUACCCGUAGCUGGAUAGUCAGUGCUCUUGUCAAGCGUGUGUGUUUCACUAUUUCCAACUUCUUUGCUCAGAGUUAAGACUCUUAGUACGAACAAUUUAUCUUCUAUGCUGUGGCUAUGGGUGGUGGGUAGCAGACAAAAUCAUGCGGUAAAUCGUAUGCUUUCAAAAAAAAUUGAAAUUGACGACAUAUUUGAUAAAGAAUAACUUCGCAUUAAGCAGACAAAUUAAAGUGUAUUUUAAAGAAAAAUAAAUUAUAUGAUGUUUUGAUUUUCUUUGCUAGAAGGCGAUAAGUGUAUUAAAGGCAACAUGUAAGUUUUGAGUAUUAUCUUAAAUUCAAAUGCCGGCGAUUUGCCUUCCAGCCCUUAUUUUGACACAAAAUUAUGCUCGCAAGAAACUGAUAAAGCGUUUUUACGUACAGUUUUGUAACAAGUUUACAUUUCCGCAUGUCAGAAGCAUACAACAAUCGUUGGGCUUUUGAGGAAAGGCGCAUGCGCAGUACAAGAAGGUUGAUAGUUCACCCCUCGAAAAGUACCUUCCAGUGUAGUAAAGUCGAACUUCAACACAAAACAGUGCUUCGAUACCGUGUCACACGUAUUCCCUGCCUAAGCAGAUAAUGCUAACAAAUUGCGACGUUGGAUAGUGCGUAAAGCGGGUAACAAAUCGAUACUGAGUGCAGUGAAUAAGCAUCGAAGUUACAGUCGUAUGCUUUUCGUGUAAAGCGAAACCAAAUCAAAACGGUCCGAACUGGGAAGGAGCGGGGUACAGGCAGAGGCGCGGGCACAACAUCAACAUAUUUAACAUAUGUCAAUACGCAGGACGUCCUCCAGCAACCAGGAGCUUUGCAACGCGGACAACCAUCAUUGAGCCUAUUGGUAAAACGGUAAGGACGAUCCAUGGCUUCCUCCACAUCGUCCAAGCCGCCAGAGGAUGCGUCCAAGCUGGGCUACUCGUACGUAACACCCGCCGGAAUGUGUCUCCGGUUUCGCCAGAGUCUCGCCCAGUUUAGCGAUCUGUUUAGCGAGUUUAACAAAUACAUAGCCCCCGCGUACCACCAUGACCGGUGCGAACGGUCCGUCCAUAUGCGACUGUAUUCGAUGAACAAGCGCGAAUUCGCAACCGUGUUUCUCGCGUUCUUUGCCUGUUUCGGGCUAGGCAUCUUUAUCGGGCUUGCCGGUCCUCCGAUUACGGUGAUGAGCAAGGUGAGCGGCAUUUCGCUACAGCCCAACGUAAGCGCAUCCGACACCACCACCAACUAUCUGGCACGCGGACCGUUUGUGAUGCGUACACCGCUCCUAACGACCUACUCCCAGCAGCUGUGGAUCAUCGCCAAGCUAACGACGGACAACACGGACGACGAGAUAGUGGACAAAAAGUUCCACAUCAGCGUCCAGAUCGAGGGCCUCACGGCGGAACAUAAGCCGAUGCCGGUGUACGGCGGUGCGCAUAAUGGUGGUGCGGAUGUGCAAAAUCGCACGCGCCAUCUGUCCUGCAGCUACGAGGAGUGCGACGAGUUUACCGUCCUCCAUAUCGGCUUUCUCGACUACGCGCACUACAUCGUGACGGUGCAGUUUUACGGGCUGGAAGCGUUUCACCAGCGGUACAACAUACGCAGCGUACAGUUUUACUUCAAAUCGUACAAUCCCGCCUUCACGCAGAUCGAGAUCUGGUUCCGGUUUAUUUUCGUACUGUUUACGUUCAUCAUCACGUGCUGGUUUGCGCAUACGCUUCGCAAGUACCCAAUGAACGAUUGGUCGAUCGAGCAGAAAUGGCUCUCGAUACUGUUGCCGCUGUUGCUGCUUUUUAACAAUCCCAUCUUUCCGCUCAUCUUUAUCGCCAAUAACUGGUUCCCGGGCAUCAUCGACGCACUUCUACAGACAACAUUCCUGUGCGGUAUACUCAUGUUUUGGCUCUGCGUGUAUCAUGGAUUGCGACAGAAUGAAAGAAAAUUUCUAACCUUUUACUUGCCGAAGCUGAUCGUCGUCCUUCCCAUCUGGCUGUGUGCGGUGGUGUUGGGUAUGUGGGAGAAAUGCGACGAGCUCAACGAUCCCACGUACAGUCAUUUUGAAGAUUCCGAAAACUACAACGGUUUAAAGGUGUUUGUUUCGAUUGCCGGUGCAAUGUACCUACUGUAUCUGGGGCUACUGAUGCUGAAAGCAUACUCCGAACUGCGAUCGAUGCCGUACUUUGAUAUGCGGCUGAAGAUACUAACACUUCUGAUGCUAAUUGUACUAUCGAUUUCACUCAUCGUAACGAUGCAACACUUCGGCUUCGAUACACUGGAAGAUAAUUUCAUCGCCCAGCUGUAUACCAGCUACAAGAGCUCGGCACAAUUCAUGUGUUUCUAUGGGUUGUUGAACUUUUAUCUCUACGCAAUGGCCUACGUCUAUUCGCCGAGUGGUCCCGCCGUACAUGAACCGAUCAUAGCGAAGGAUAAUCCAACGUUUUCGAUGAUAAACGAUUCGGACGAAGAGGUUAUGUACGGCUCGGACGAAGAAAGCCGUCGACCGCUGAAUUCGGCCUGCCGAAAGGGAAACGAUUACGAUAGUGAUUAAAUCUGUUCGGCUUUAGUUUAAGCUGUCGGCAAUGUGCAGCAACAUUCAACCAAACAUUCUUACCAAAGUUUUACAACAAUCAACCGCAGCAGCACACGCCGCAGAAGCAGAAGCGAUCUGCGUUGAAUCUUCCCCGUACUGUAGCGAGUAGAGUUACGAUAUCAUAUAAGUUUAGAGCAACCGGAGCUGACAACAAAGGCAGGGUACUUUACUAGGUGGAAAACGCACGAAAAAUACGUUGUGAGGAUGUCAAUUAGUUUCAAAACACAUUUUUCACUUUGUGUUUCCUGUCCUUUUUAGGGGAUAGCUUCACCCUGUGCUCGCUUUGUUUACAUUUCAUGUUAGCACCCCGUUACCCGUUUACUUUACCCGGUACGUUUCUCCAACGUCGUUGUCGAUGCGAGCAAAUGAAAUCAUGCUUGCUGCGGUUCGACAAAUAAAUUAGAACAAUUUAAUUUAUAGAACUAUAUCAUGUUAGAAUGCUAUUGUGCAGGUGGGUUUGGGCAUUCCCCCUUGUAUACGUAUGAAUAUUUAAUUAUUCUUACUUCCAACUCUAGGCACGAACGCACCCGCUGCGCGAUUUGCCAUCACGAGCGAGCAGAAACUAUAAAUAUGAUAAUAAUAACGAAGUUGUAAGCAGAUAGGACAAAUAUCGUUGUUUGUGAAUAUUUGGGGCUCCAAAGGGUGGGGUUUUUCAUUUUACCCCGCCCCCGGCAAGCGAUGUAAUCAUCAAUUAGAUAAUAUAUACAUACAUGAAAUAAAAUAUCAGCUAAACGGUAUGUGCGUGUGAUGAACGAUACAACAAACAAAA